Molecule: messenger RNA, 3738 nt
Organism: Penicillium hordei
Lineage: Eukaryota; Fungi; Ascomycota; Eurotiomycetes; Eurotiales; Aspergillaceae
Product: protein kinase family protein
Exons: 1
Coding region: 1-3738 (1245 amino acids)
Biological process (GO): mitotic DNA damage checkpoint signaling; protein phosphorylation
Cellular component (GO): nucleus; cytoplasm
Molecular function (GO): ATP binding; protein serine/threonine kinase activity
Source: RefSeq, a predicted model, not a curated record
AUGGCCAUCUCUGUUCCCAACUCUUGUAGCCCGACGCGGCUGGCUUUUCUGGACGACAAAGGCGGAAAUCCGCCAAAGCAGAGUAUGUGGCACCGGUUGGGUUUGCGAAAAUUAUGGCAGGGCCGCGACGAUCAUCGAGACACGUCUGCCGGGGAGAGUCAAGAUGAGAUUUCUCCCCGUCCUUCUUCUGAUAACUCCCGCAAACAAGACAACCUGACACGUCGACUCUCGCGAAAAGUUGGCGUUCUACCACGGACCACUCCCUUUAAGCGACCGAGCUCCGAUCUCGAGCGACUGGCUCCUCGAGAACCCGAUCACCGCCGUGCCCUCUCCGCCGACCGUCGCCCCUUAAGUUCCCAGAGAAGCAGGUCUCCACCGCCAACCGUGGGCCCCAGACAGUCCGCGCCCGAGGUUCAGUGGCUCGGCCCGGCUUCCACAACCACGGUCGAUGACCCCCCGGAACCGGAAUCCGAAACGAACGAUGCUCCUGAGAUUAACGAUAUCUCCGAAAAUUCAAACCCCUACCUUGAAAUGACGGCGGAUAAUUUCGAUGCACCAGAGGAGGAGGAGGCGGAUGACCACACAAUCGAUCUGGAUAUGGAACUGGAACAACGGUGGAUUUUGAACCUGAGCAUGCACUUCCGAGAUGGGUCAGAGCGGGAGAAAUUCUUUGUGACCUACGCGGAGACACCGAACCGAUGGCGCCGAGUGACGAUUUCCUGCGAUUACCACGAUGCACCACCUUAUUCACUGGAGCGGGAACUGAAGGAACUGCGGUACCAGCGCGACAAAUGCGCACGGAUCUACGAAUCCAUUCGCGAGUCCCUUCUUGCGAUCCAAUUCUAUGAAGGUGUCACGAAUCUCAGGCUCGAGACGAGCGAUGGCCGUUUACACGUUCAUGUGACGGAGGACGUAAACGAAACAAUCCCAUACCCUCCCAUCUCCAGCGUCAGGCAUUUGGUCAACGCUCCUCUCAUCCCCGAAGACCUGUUGCAUUUCGAAUCUCAUUUAUCCGGCUUUGUUUACAAAAUAAAUCUGGACGGACGUUUCUAUAUCAAGAAGGAAAUACCUGGUCCCGACACCGUGGACGAGUUCCUCUACGAGAUUAACGCUUUGCAUGCGCUGAAAGACCGCCCAAGCGUGAUCCAGGUGGAAGGAAUUGUGAUCGAUGAUUGGCGAGGCGUCGUCAAGGGCUUGCUAAUUAGCUAUGCAGAAAAGGGCGCACUGGUUGACAUUCUGUACGAGCAACGCGGGAGAACGAGCUUUGCGCGACGCGAGCGAUGGGCAAAGCAGAUUGUCCAGGGCCUCUGUGAGAUCCACGAAUCGGGCUACGUGCAGGGCGACUUCACACUCGCGAACAUUGUGGUGGAUGCAGACGACAACGCCAAGAUCAUUGACAUCAACCGCAGAGGAUGCCCAGUGGGGUGGGAGCCCCCGGAAAUCGCCGCUAAGAUCGAGAGCAACCAGCGCAUCUCUAUGUACAUUGGCGUCAAAACUGAUCUCUUCCAACUGGGUAUGACGCUGUGGGCAUUAGCGAUGGAAGAAGACGAACCUGAACGACAACCGCGACCUCUUCGACUGGGUGAUGAUGUGAAGAUUCCAAACUAUUACCGACGGAUAGUGGAUAUUUGUUUAAGCCCAACUCCGCGACAUAGGCUCUCUGCGAAGGAUCUCUUCUCUAUGUUCCCCCAACUACCGGAAGCACGGGUAUCGACACCUGUCCAGUCACUGGAGACCAUUGCCAAUGAUUCUAGGCAUUUGCCAAUUAGCAACUGGGCUCACCCUCAGCCUUCUAGGCUUGGACUGACAUCGCCAGGGGGUAUGACACAGCAAGAUGAUCAUUAUUAUCCCCAAAAGGAGUUUGCGGGGAAUUCUUAUGGUGAUCUGCAACACCCCGUAUUCUCUGAAAACCACGACCUCGUCAAGCAAUCAACAAUAACUCUCGCAGAAUCCAAUGGAGACAUGGGAUUCCUAUCUAAGCCAUCUUCUUCCUCUACAUUGAAUCACCACGAACCUCACAACCCUAACGAGUACAUGGACUUGUCCAGCCAUUUCAAUGAUGACUCGUCACCCUACAUACCCUCUGGUAGUCAGAAAUCGGAAGCCACUCCAGUUUCUCAGACAAGGUCAAUGGGAAAUGGCUUCCACAACCACCCGGUGGAGCUACCAGCCCCCCCAAGUGAGCCUGUCUGUCUCGAAACUGCCCCCAUGAAUAAUCAGCAAGAGACACCUGAUGAGCGGAUCUAUAAUAAUUCCCAAGCUUUGCUUGGCUCUACAGUCACCGCGUCUCCACUCCCGCCCCCAGUCAGCACAUCUCUUGUUGAGUCGCAGAAACAGGAAGCUCUGAAUCGACCAAGCCCAAAGGCAGCCAAUGACGAGGGUGACCUUGAAACCUCAGCUUUGCCCAUCAACCCUACUUUGCGUGAAUCUGGUACAUCAAGUGGCCCUCCGGCCAUCCCAUCUUCAAUUAAGCAUACAAAGCAGGACAGUGUGGAUCAGCCAUGUGCAAAGGCCACCAAUGACAAGGAUGAUCUUGAAUCCUCAUCUUUGCCCCUCAGCCCUACUUUCCGUGCUUCUGGGAGUUUUGCCCCUCGAUCGGUGAAAGCUUUUCCUAUUGAGCCGCCAAAGCAGAAAUGUGCAGAUUUGUCCUGCGCAAACGUCGAAACCAACCCUAUAUUUACUGAGCCAUCGCCCUCAUCCUCAUGUCUGUCUCUCUCGGAACUACCUAUCAGCCCUACUUUCCGUUCUUCUGGAACCUCCAUCGGCCCUUUGCCUGUUAAACCGUCAAGGCAGGAUAACGUGGAUCAUACACGUGCAAAGGCUACCACCUAUAUCAAGCCCAUUUCCACAACACCAUCAGACGGAACAUCUUCCCAACCUCUCCCGACAUCACCUAUCAAUUCUACUCUAGCUCGCUCUGGGCCUUCGCCACUUCCGAGCGUCCCGCAAUCAGUGAAAUCAUCUCCUAUCCAGCCGCCAAAGCAGACUGAUCCGACUUCGCCAUUCGCAAACACCGAUAUUAAACCCAAGCGUACUGAGCCAUCGCCCUCAACAUCAAGUCUGGUCCAUUCGGAAUUGCCUAUCAGCCCAACCUUCCGUUCUUCAGAGACUUCCAUCAACACUCUGGGUGCCCCUUCAUCACAGGGCCCUUCCCCUAUUGAACCGCCGGAGCCGGAGCGUGCGAUUAUGCCACGCGAUAACGAAAUCACACCCACAUCUCCGUCAACACCGUCUCGAUUCUCUUCAAUGCACAUUUCGAGCCUUCGUCACACCGGGGCUUCCAUUGGCUCUCUGGGUACGCCAUUCGCAACAAGUCCAUCUGUCGUUGGAAUUGGACUGUUAAGGCGGCCUUGGGAAAAACCAUCUGCAAGUAACUCAGAUGUCAAAUCCACAUCGACAAUGUCAUCAGGGUCAGUCUCAUCCCUCGGAACCCCUCAGACUUCAAGGAAGCCAGAGAGCCCCAUUUCACCGCUCAAAACAUACCCCCUCGAAACCCAAAAGAAUGAACUUUUUGGCCAAUCCAAACCAAAGACGGCCGAUAUCAAACCUACACAAACAAAUCCACUGAACUCCAGCUCGAAUUUACUGGGUUCGAAGUUGCCCAUCAGUCCUGCUCAUACAGAUUCAAAGCCCAGUUCCACUUAUGCCGAGGUUGAUAUGGCACGAGCUGCUCAGGGCCCAUCUUCAAAUCAGGCCAAACCGCGCAUUUCGAGCCAGGCACGUUUUCCCUCGGAUUGA